Messenger RNA from Drosophila teissieri, 1095 nucleotides. RefSeq lists its product as uncharacterized. The transcript has 5 exons. The record is from RefSeq and is a predicted model, not a curated record. Bases 146 to 1003 code for a protein of 285 amino acids. Lineage: Eukaryota; Metazoa; Arthropoda; Insecta; Diptera; Drosophilidae.
GUUCAACAAGUAGUAGGUGCAACAGUUGACUGUGUUCCGAUUCUGAUUCAGCAACUCAAACGGUUUCCAGGAAUAUAUUUUAAAAGACAUCCACAUCGCCAACGACCCGCGCACUAAUCCCGAGCUCAUCCGGACAACCGGCUGUAUGAACAUGAAGGCCGACAUCCUAGCGCUCUGCAUCCUGGCCACCACGAUCCUGUGCAGCAGGACACGUCACGUCGCCGGCUUCCUGACUGCACAGACCUCCGCCAACGGAGGAGCAGGCGGAGCUAGCGGAGCCAAAGUGGGUGACCACCAGGGCGUGGCGUCCGGACCACAGCGUCUGCACUUGCCCAUUUUGGGGGUCGGGGGCGGACCCGUUCGCCAUGAACCCCAUCUAUCCGGUGACGUCCUGGAGGCCCAGGAGCGAGCUGUUUACGAUCCCGGCGAUGAAUUACUCCGCGCCCAGGAGCUCGAAUUGGCGGUGGUUCCUCCGGGCCCCGACUACGCCGAUGCCGUGUACAAUGAACUCGAGCUGGCCAGCAAGUUCGAGGUGCUCAAGAAGAUGGAGGAGGACUUGCGGGCCGAGCAGGAGCUGGUGGACAAAUCCGCUUUGCUCAUGAAAAUGCUGGAGGAUCCGUCGUUGGAAACCUUGCCCUUGGUCUACGUGGAGGAGGAGGAGCCGGAGGCCGUGAUUCCUUCCGCCGGAGCCGAGGACUACGCCGACUUGGAGAACGCCGUUCAGGAUUUGGUUUUGGGCCAGAGCAAAUCCAAGCGUUCGCGCUAUUAUCGAAGGUAUCCGUGGAAACGCCACAACAAGAAUCGCGGUUCUUACAUGAAUUCUAUCAACAGCAACUAUGAACCGGAACUGCGAUAUGCCUGCACACCAAGUAAGGAGGACAUCUUCAAGCUGCUGGUCAAUCUGCACGAGAACCGCAAGGGCAACCACAGCAAGACGGUCAACUUCUGCAACCGGAAGCGUCCGGCCAAGGCGGUCUUCACCAACAUCAGGUUCCUGGGCUAAGGCUGAGGCUAAGGCCAAGGCAGGAUCUAGGAUGGAAGGAUCUAGUAACCCACACAGACACAGAGACACGACACUGACAGACACAUAUGUAU